Messenger RNA from Grammomys surdaster, 538 nucleotides. RefSeq lists its product as uncharacterized. Bases 30 to 452 code for a protein of 140 amino acids. The record is from RefSeq and is a predicted model, not a curated record. NCBI's taxonomy places the organism in Eukaryota, Metazoa, Chordata, Mammalia, Rodentia, Muridae. The transcript has a single exon.
UAGUUAACUAUAGCCAGUAUAGCUAUAAGAUGGAGGACGCGACUGAGGAUCCUGGUGAAUCUAGUUCUGGCACAAUCUCUGAAUCCCACUCCAAUGAAGAGUCAUCUGGGAGCUCGAAUACAGGAGAAGGAAGGCCUAGAAGCCAAAAGCAAAGGCUUCGUCAUCCAGCAAAAGGCACCGCGCAUGAAAACUUGCCCAAUAUCAUGAACACAGUUCAAUCUGUGCUUGAAGAGAACUCGGAAGCCAAGAAGAAAGGAAGAAAACGCACCAUAUUAGUCUUUUACUACCGGCAGAAUGGUAAAAAGAAACAAAACCAAGAAAAGAAGGAAGAGCAGGCCCCAGAAAGAUCUGAGAGUUCAGAGAGUGACUCAGCUCUACCUGGAACAUCCCAAGACCCAGGACCCUCUGCGCUCUCUCUUCCAAAACGAGUGCGGAAGUGGUUUUUUCAGUAGAGACUGGUCACUACAGCCUUACAUGAGAAUGUUUGGGCAUUGUUGAUUAAACUUUAAUAAAAUGCCUUGUGAAAAUGAAAAAAAAA